AUGGAGCCAACGAAACCUUCCACCAGUCCACAAACCGACACUGAAGACUUCGAUGACAUCGCAGCAGCGAUCAGUCUGAUGAUGAUGCAGACUGCCGACUCGGCCAAAGACAAGUUCUCCUUGGACAACGAUCACUCCGGUACCCUUGAAGCUCCCAAAAUUCCCUCCAUACGGGUGACAGAACCGAACAAGAAUGACAUAUCGUUGGAGACAAAAGACUUUGGAAGUUUUAUCGCAGCUACAACAACAAGGAGAGCGCUCCCAAUUCGCAUCCCUUCCAUAUUCACCAGUCAUCGCGUUGCUGCUGGCUCUCCCACUCUCAGCUUUGCGCAACAAUCCACUGUGGUUGAUGAACAGCUGCCACUGGCCUGGCUCCAAGACAUGUCCAACGGCCCUGAGUUCGGUGGCGGCGAUGUGACCAAUUGGGAUGACCCCACACCGGAAUGCUUUUCCGCACCGCCGUCUUUACUGGAGCGGACUCCAAUAUUGCCAACGCAAGCGGCUAUGAACUCAACUCACGACAUAUGUCUUCCAUUGGACAACGCCACUUCCAUAAGCCUGUGGCUCGACGAUAUCAGCAGUGGGUACACACCUGAGUCCUUGAGUUCUUCUCUACCAUCACCGGAGGAGCGCGCAGCCCCAUGUUCGAGCCGAGAGUACGACUCGUCAGGGCUAUCUCAAUUAUGCGAAUUGCCUACGAUUCCACCGAAGAAGCGCAAGCGCUCGUCCUCCGUCUUAUCAGAUGUCCAGUGCGCACGGCGCCCGUCAUGGAACCAACCUUGGCCCUCGUCAUCCAUCUUACCGGACCAUGACGUUCCACAGUUCGCCUAUCCCGAUAUGGCAAACGAUAUGCAUGCGAUAGAGAGCCUAUGGGAGGGCCCAACGUGGGUGGAGCAGGCCGACGACGACAACCACCAUGUGAACGAAGCCUCCUUGAACCAUGCGACAGGUACGGUGCUGUUCGUACCAGAAAGCCAGCUUCAGCUUGGGAGCGACGGCUGCUACACAUCGGCUAAGUGGUUGGUCUAG
Molecule: messenger RNA, 1029 nt
Organism: Alternaria arbusti
Lineage: Eukaryota; Fungi; Ascomycota; Dothideomycetes; Pleosporales; Pleosporaceae
Exons: 2
Coding region: 1-1029 (342 amino acids)
Source: RefSeq, a predicted model, not a curated record